GGCGUGGCCAGCGCGCGCGGGAGGGAGGGCGAGAGAGCGGGGCCGGCCCGCCCGAGAGACGGUCGGGCUACGAGCGCGGCGGGAGCGCGUUCCAGCUCGGGCCCCGGUGCUAUCCUCCGGUCCGCCGCGCUCCGGCCUGGGGUCUCGGGGAGGGAAGCUCGGUGAAGCGGGCGUGGGGAGCAGGGCGAAGGGGACGAGGCGCGCUGCGCUGCCGCCCGGUCCUCACCGGGUGCUGCGGGCCCCGGGCGCGCGGGGCUCCGCGGCGCGCGCACUAUGCGGGCGGAUUGCCGGCCGCCGCGAUGGCGAGCCGGGCGCCGCUGAGAGCCGCGCGCAGCCCCCAGGGUCCCCGAGGCCCGGCCGCGCCCGCCGCCACCGGCCGGGCCGCGCUGCCCAGCGCCGGCUGCUGUCCCCUCCCUCCUGGCCGCAACUCCUCCUCCAGGCCUCGGCUGCUCCUUCUGCUGCUCCUACUGCUCCAGGACGCUGGAGGCCAGCAAGGUGAUGGAUGUGGACACACUGUACUAGGCCCUGAGAGUGGAACCCUUACAUCCAUCAACUACCCACAUACCUAUCCUAACAGCACUGUGUGUGAAUGGGAGAUUCGAGUCAGGACGGGAGAAAGGAUUCGCAUCAAAUUCGGUGACUUUGACAUUGAAGAUUCUGAUUAUUGUCACCUUAAUUACCUGAAAAUCUUUAAUGGAAUUGGAGUCAGCAGAACGGAAAUCGGCAAAUACUGUGGUCUGGGUUUACAAAUGAAUCAGUCAAUUGAGUCCAAAGGCAGUGAAGUCACAGUGCUGUUUAUGAGUGGAACCCAUGCUGCUGGGCGAGGAUUUUUGGCUUCAUACUCAGUUAUAGAUAAAGAAGAUUUAAUCACUUGUUUGGAUACUGUAUCUAAUUUUUUGGAACCAGAGUUCAGUAAGUACUGCCCAGCUGGCUGUCUUUUGCCUUUUGCUGAAAUAUCUGGAACAAUUCCUCAUGGAUACAGAGAUUCUUCACCAUUGUGUAUGGCUGGAAUCCAUGCAGGAGUAGUGUCAAAUGUGCUGGGUGGACAAAUCAGCAUUGUGAUUAGCAAAGGGACCCCGUAUUAUGAAAGUUCUUUGGCCAACAACGUCACUUCCAUGGUGGGAUACUUAUCUGCAAGUCUGUUUACAUUUAAGACAAGUGGUUGCUAUGGGACUCUUGGGAUGGAGUCUGGUGUGAUUGCCGAUCCCCAGAUAACAGCAUCGUCUGCACUGGAGUGGACUGACCACAUGGGGCAGGAGAACAGCUGGACAGCAGAGAAGGCCAGGCUGAGAAAACCCGGGCCUCCCUGGGCUGCUUUUGCCACUGAUGAGCAUCAGUGGCUGCAGAUAGACCUUAAUAAGGAGAAGAAGAUAACAGGUAUCGUAACCACUGGGUCUACCAUGAUAGAACACAGUUACUAUGUGUCUGCCUACAGAGUCCUGUACAGUGACGAUGGGCAGAGAUGGACUGUGUACAGAGAACCUGGUGUGGACCAGGACAAGAUAUUUCAAGGAAACAAAGAUUAUCACAAGGAUGUUCGUAAUAACUUUUUGCCACCAAUUAUUGCACGUUUCAUUAGAGUGAACCCUGUCCAGUGGCAACAGAAAAUUGCCAUGAAAGUGGAACUGCUCGGAUGUCAGUUUACUCUCAAAGGUCGCCUUCCAAAGCUUACUCCACCUCCUCGGAACAGCAAUAACCUCAAAAAUACUACAGCUCGUCCCAAACUAGGUAAAGGUCGUGCCCCUAAAUUUACUCAAGUGCUCCAACCUCGAAGUAGGAAUGAACUUCCUCUACAGCCGGCAGAGACAACUACCACUCCUGAUAUAAAAAACACGACUGUAACUCCCAGUGUGACCAAAGAUGUCGCACUGGCUGCUGUUCUGGUCCCUGUGCUGGUCAUGGCCCUCACCACACUCAUCCUCAUUCUAGUGUGUGCUUGGCAUUGGAGAAACAGGAAGAAGAAAACUGAAGGCGCCUAUGAUUUACCCCACUGGGAUCGGGCAGGUUGGUGGAAAGGAAUGAAGCAGCUUCUCCCUGCUAAGUCGGUGGACCAUGAGGAGACGCCAGUGCGCUACAGCACUAGUGAAGUCAGUCACCUGAGUCCCAGGGAAGUCACCACAGUACUGCAAGCUGACUCUGCAGAAUAUGCACAGCCCCUCGUGGGAGGAAUUGUUGGCACACUCCAUCAGAGAUCCACCUUUAAACCUGAGGAAGGGAAGGAAGCAGGCUAUGCAGACCUCGAUCCUUACAACUCUCCAGUGCAGGAAGUGUACCACGCCUAUGCUGAACCGCUGCCCGUAACGGGGCCUGAGUACGCAACCCCGAUCGUCAUGGACAUGUCAGGACACCCCACAGCCUCAGUUGGUCUGCCCUCCACAUCCACCUUCAAAACGGCAGGGACCCAGCCUCCCGCUUUAGUGGGAACUUACAACACUCCUCUCUCCAGGACUGACAGCUGUUCCUCCGGCCAGGCUCAGUACGACACCCCAAAAGGUGGAAAGUCAGCUGCUACCCCAGAGGAACUGGUGUACCAGGUGCCCCAGAGCACCCAGGAGCUAUCAGGAGCAGGAAGGGAUGAGAAGUUUGAUGCUUUUAAAGAAAUCCUUUGACGGUGGUGCUGCUUUCUGACAAGGCAUCCAUUUAAAGCACAUGGCUGUUUUCAUUCCUAGUGGUAGUGAUGUAGAAUGUAUUACGUAUCUGUCACUGAAGUGGUUAGGGGAAUGUGGUGACCGAGGUACAAGAAACUACUUGCCUUGCCAUCUUGCUUUAAAGGUGAUACUGUGUGGCACAGUUACUGCUCGCCUGCUACAUGUCAAGCAUCCUGUUUGUUACUACUGUAAAACACUAUUUUUAAUACAGAAACAAAGCUCCCUAUAAUGCACUUGAGAGAAACUGAAAAUCACUGAGUAUUUAUUACCAAUGCUGCAGGUACAUUAAUGGACUUGAGAUGGUUCUGUAAGCCUUGCUGGCAAUAAUGCAUGGUACUGUUCUUGACAUACCGAAUGGCUUGAAAUUCUCCCUUUGUGAAGGUGGGUACUAUCACGCGUCCCUUCUCCUUUAAUCCUGUAGUGAUGUCUGCAUUCUUUUUUUUUUUCUCCUCACAUCCAUCAGUGAUAAGCAUUGCUCUAGCUGUGGCCACAUACACUUCUCUGUAUUUCCCUAGGAAGGUGCACAGUUAGAACAGCCUGCCUUGCGGUGAGCUGGGGGACUGACUCAUUGUUUGAUGACACUUUUAACAGUAUUAACACCUCCUCGUACAGGGCUUGGUCUCACCUCUGCUCAUCCCACCCACCCUUUGUGGCCUUGCUCCAACCUGUGUUCAUAAACCCUGGCAGCCUCCUUUUCAGCAGCAGUCACGGGAAGCCAGCCCUUCCCAUCUUUAAGUAUACUUCUCCACAGGGAAAUGGGAGAGAAGCAACUUACAAUUUAGAAAAGCUAUAAAGGGAGUCCUCUGCAUCACUAAAGUAAUCUGUAAAUUACUUUAGGGAAAAAGUUAAGGGGGAACUAAAAUUUAGCCUUCUUUGCUUUCUUUACACACAAGCCCAAAAAUUUGCAAAUUUUCUGGGCGGCCCAAGGUAUUUUAUAACUUUAGUUAUUUUUUUUUUUUAAAUUUCAGUUCUCUUCAGUAAACCAUUGUAAGAAAAAGAAAACCAACAUGAGCCAGGUCUGAUGGUUCAAGCCAGCAAUCCCAACUGACCCAAGUGGACCCCAAGGUCAGUGCUGUAUAGUCUACAGAGUGAGUUUGGGAUUAACCUAGGCCACUCAUAAAAUAAGGGGUGGAGCUCAGGCUCAGGGGUUUAGUGCUCCAGUGUAACAAGUGCAAGGUCAUAGGUUCAAUCCCCUCUACUACAAAAAGAAAAAAGGGUAACAGGCGUUCUCCAGGUCUGGGUGAUUGCUGCCUUCUGUCUGGGGAGAGACUUAAGUGGUCCUUUGUGCCAGACCUGGUUGACAGAGAUGCUGUGCCAUCGGAAUUGUGUGUAAUCCUUCCCAGCAACGUACUUGUCAGGGCUGCACUCCCGUCAGGUCGGGAAAAUUAAACAUUACAGUGGCUUAGCACUGCAGCAGCACAUUGGAUGAAAACACAAACUUUAUCCCUCGCCACGAACCUGUGUGCAGGUUGAGAGUACACUUAGCCUUCAGGUCCCCAGCCGUUUCUCAGCUUGUACCAUCCUGGUUAUAGAACUGCCACACCUCUCUAGAUUUGGAUAGCCGUGAACAGUGUUAACUGUGCUUCCUUCCGCAAGUACAUCAGCGUUUUAAAACGUUGCUCAGCACUGUUGGCAGGCUCUCUGCCACCUCCUCAGACGGUUUGCAUCGCUUUCGUUGUAAACUGCCUUUCGUCUUGCAGAGUCUCGGACACAAUUCUCUCUCCUUAUUGAAAAUAUCAGUGCACAUUUUGUUUCAAAGUUGUUACGAAGCAAAAAAAAGCACAGAUGCUGUACUAAAGCAUGUCAGAAUGUGUAGAGCACAAGAUGCAGUUGUCCCCUUUCAGGUGGGAACACAGCAAACCUUUAGCUGUUUCAUUUUCGUUCGUGCUUAGUGGGCAGAGGGUAGCCUUUCCUUCGAGUCACAUACCCAUUGGAAGCUUUAAGAGACCCUUUGAAGAUGAAGUUGUUUUCCCAAAGAAGCCUACUAUUCUAACUGUGUGUCCCAGAACUGUUUCAGAACAGACUGAGGCCAUGGUUGUUGAUGCGAUACACAUUGUGAGACUUGACUCCUAUGACCACUGCUCUCCUUGCACUCUACCAAUGGUUUUCAUAACGUACCUAGUUAUUGUUACAUGGUUUUCUUUUGCAGAUAAAGAGCUGAGCCUGAUUCAAAUGAUUUUUUUUUUCUGGUUUUGUACUUUUCCUUUUAGUUUUUUGUAUUCUAGAUGACUUGUCUGGUAAAUCUUUGGAAGACAAUCAAGUAAAAUGUGAAAGUAACCAUUGCUGACCAAACCCCUUGGUUAUUUUGUUUUGCUUUAAUUCUUUGCUUGAGAUAUUCAAUACUUAAGUCACUGUGGCUUAGUGGGUUUCUCUUUUCCUGAUAGUACAAUUGAUUAGAGACAGCAGUGUGGCAAGUGCAGCCUUAGGAGAUUUCAGAAAAAUUACACUAACUUGGCUGUCACUUGAUCCUUGGAACCAGCACAGAUAUUCUGAAUUCUGGUUUGCAUUUAUUUAAAUGCUGUUUAUAGAUCGCAGUCAUUCCUGUUGAGAGUAACAGGACCAGUCCAGUUAUUUAACUCAUGUUUCACUAUUUGCACUUUCCAUUGAACAGUGGGUGGGUUUGCUGUUCGCACACAGAAUGUAUCCAGUAGUUACAGCUAUCACGUGUUCUGUGUAUGCUCCUCCUCCUCCUGCCUCCAGGGAUGAAGCAGUAAAAGUGGAUGUAGCCAUUUCCGUGCCUUGGCUCCACGUUGUCACCCAGAGAACAGUAAAGGGAGUAGGAAAGCAAGAUAGAGAAAAGACAGACAAGACCACUAGAACGAGCCCAGAGAUUAGGGGGGCGGGACGGGGAGGUUCCAAAUCCUCCAUGGAGCAGAACUAACGGGGCUCCGCUGUGUGGAAAGGAGUUGUUAAUUCUACCUUUUGGGUUGAACUUGAAAGUCCUUGAACUGCAGAAACUCUAGGCAGUUGGAUGGUUGUAGGGUAUCUAGGUUAACUGUGGCACCAACCUCAACUAGACCUGUGUUUGGCGCUGGGAAUGGUGAAAAUAAAACUUAAAUACGGAAGAAGUGGAAGUGGCUGAGUGUCCGUGAUAUCCUCCCAGAAUGUAUUUUUCUUACCUCGGCAUGUACUGUAGUCACUUGAUAUUUGUAUAUGUUGCUAGAAUUUAGGCUGUUGAAAAUAGUGAGAUUCUAAUGUGUUUUUAAUAAAUUAUAUGUGUGUGUCUUGCUCAGAUUAUUUGGAUUAAAUAAAACAACUUUGACAUCGUAGUCCAGAAAAUGCCAAAUUUCUCAAAGUUGACAACAGUCACAUUUUAUGACCAGUAUUAUAGUGGGUAUAGCAUCAUUGGUCCCCCUGCCACUGUCCCCUGCUGGCAACUCCAUAACCCUCAAGCCUGCCUUAUGGAAGUGAAUCUGGGCAGCCCAGCUCUGUGUGGCUAUAGAGUAAAGGGGCACACCCCAUCAGCAUGGAGAGCCAGCCAGUGCUAGCUUCCCCCAGUUAGGAGCUGGACACUGCUAGCAUGAGCUACCCUCACUAUCAGAUCCCUCCUAUUUACAGUUUGUCAGUAUUUCAUUUAUUCUUUCUCUGACAUUUCGCUCUUUUUAUUUUACACACAAACUCUUUAGGGAGGAGGCAAAUUGAUUGCCAUUAUCACCAGCAUUUCCAAUAAUAACACUUCCUGUUUGCUCUUCUCCCAUUCUUCCCCCUUUGGUUGUCUCUACUAACAGUUGAAAGGUGGAACUUGCCCCGCAGGCUACCAUUUGUUUGUGUUUCUUCAGAUUUUUCUCUCAUGUGCUUGAAAUGACCUCACUGAAUGUCUCACUGAAGGUGAAAUUUAGUCAUGUGAAAUAGGACAUUUUUUUCCCUAUACAAAUAAACAAAAAAAGCUCAACUCUUAA
Mus caroli (Ryukyu mouse) is the source of this 6547-nucleotide messenger RNA. It is a transcript of the gene Dcbld2, whose product is annotated as discoidin, CUB and LCCL domain containing 2. Gene Ontology annotation, biological process: wound healing. The record is from RefSeq and is a predicted model, not a curated record. Gene Ontology annotation, molecular function: signaling receptor activity. Lineage: Eukaryota; Metazoa; Chordata; Mammalia; Rodentia; Muridae. Gene Ontology annotation, cellular component: plasma membrane.